This is a messenger RNA of Penicillium robsamsonii, 1545 nucleotides long. RefSeq names its product putative transcription factor Rap1. The coding region runs from base 1 to 1545 and encodes 514 amino acids. The record is from RefSeq and is a predicted model, not a curated record. Lineage: Eukaryota; Fungi; Ascomycota; Eurotiomycetes; Eurotiales; Aspergillaceae. The transcript is spliced from 4 exons. Gene Ontology annotation, cellular component: shelterin complex. Gene Ontology annotation, biological process: telomere maintenance via telomere lengthening; regulation of DNA-templated transcription. Gene Ontology annotation, molecular function: telomeric repeat DNA binding.
AUGGCGACUCUCAAAAAUGACUCGUCUCGGGCUGAGACUACGACAGGGAAUCUAUUCCAAGGUGCACGAUUCUGGCUAUCUCUAACUGUUCCACAAAGGUCGAGGUUUAAAGAAUUAAUCAAGAAAUAUGGUGGCACCGUUGUGCUGAUGGAGAAGGAUGCCGAUGUCAAGCUGGUAGAUCACACGAGGAAAGACCUGCCUAGUGACACCUUCUCCUAUCAAUAUGUAGAGCGUUCUAUCAACAAGGGACGACUCGAAGAUCUAGAAGCCCACCGGGUUGGGCCAUCCGCACCCCGUCCAAUGGGUGCAUUCAACAUCCCCACGAAAAGCACAAGAUCAUUCUUUACUCUGAAAGAGGAUCAAAUUUUGUUUGAUUGGAUUGCACACUUUGAGCAAGAGCCAGGAGCGCCUGUCCAAGGCAAUAGAAUCUACCAGGAUUUAAGUGAACUGUUUUCCGCUCAUCCAUGGCAGUCCUGGCGUAGCAGAUAUAUGAAGCACCUACGUGGCAAAGGCCGCCCAGGGGGCGGCACCCCAGUACCAUACACCGAGCUUGUACAGUCUGCACCACCUCAAGGAGAACGCCCAAAGACCUUACCUGCCCGAACUUCUCCAAAAUAUUCCGCAGCAAAACCAACCCCAAGAGUCCCUCAGCUGGCACCAUCUGCUCCGGUCCAAGCAGGUACAACAAACAGCCCAAAACGAAAACGAGAUCCGGUCCCUGAACUGCCAAAUCAACGGCGGAGAGACGUUUCACCUAUGAAACGAAGAGCAAUUGAAGCUUCUGCAACUGCAGACCCUUCCUCACGCCAUCCCCGUCCUGAUAACAGUGGACCCCAACUAGACUCAUCAAACAUGGCAGCCACACCACACUUUACUGCACGCCCAGAAAGAAGCUCUCCCGGUAGCUCACUGUCAGAUAUAGGACUGCUUCAAGGCCUUGGCAUCCCAGAUCUCUUCCCAGCUACCAACCCUUCCGUACAAACGCCUCCCCGCGUCACUCAAGAGACUCCACAAAAACCACCAAAUGCAAUAGAAUUAUCAGCGCCGCCAGCUCCACCACGACCAUUGGGGGACAAUGCUUUCGCACAGUCCAACCGAUUCAAGGAACAAGCACCGAAUCUCAGACCACCAGUCAAAGAUAUCUUCGAAGACCCAGUGGACCCCAUUUUUCUAGAACUCCCAUUCUUACCAUCAAGCCCAGCAUCCGAGGUGGCCGACGAUGACACUGAUACCUCAGAUGCGCCCGACGUCGAUACUUGGAUUGAUCAACGCUUGGCUCGAGGUGCCAAAGAAUCGCACGUGUUCGAAGCUCUGCGAUGUACAAGCAUGGUUCCCGAUAUGGCAGAUCAGGUUCUCAAAUGUCUUGGCGCUGGGAAGGGAAUUCCCGAUGAUAUGCCCGGUGUCUGGACAGCCGAGGAUGAUGACUGUUUGCAGGCAGAAGAAUAUUCUCGUGUACAGCGAGCGUUAACGAAACACGGCGCGGAAGCGUAUAAGGAUAGAUGGGAAUAUUUCAGCAUGGCCCGGCAGACAGGGCUCAUUGAAUGA